AUGGCUGCUGUGGCUGCUGCUCAAAAAAAUCGCGAAAUGUUCGCCAUCAAAAAGUCGUAUAGCAUCGAGAACGGUUAUCCCGCUCGUCGGCGUUCCCUUGUUGACGACGCAAGGUUCGAGACUUUGGUGGUGAAACAAACCAAACAAUCGGUCCUGGACGAGGCUCGCCUUAGGGCCAACGAUUCAAGCGUUGAUCCCGAAAUUGACAUCGAGGACAAACCGGCACAGAAAAUCGACGGCGAAGACGAUUCUGGCCUGACUGAGGAGGAAGUCGUCCUUUCUAAUGCCAUCGCCGAAGGGCCAGACGCUGAAAAGGCUCUGCAGCGUGCCGCCCUAAUCCUGCGUCUACGCGAAGGCAUGAACUCGCUCUCCAGAGUGCUCAAGAGCAUCGAAAAACACCAAGGGGCAGUAUGUCACCUGGAGACGCGACCCAACCAGAGCGACAACAACCAGCUGGACGCGCUCGUCAAGGUCGAGAUGACCAGAGUCAGUCUCUUGCAACUUAUCAAGUCGCUGAGGCAGUCCAGUUCGUUGGAACACUGCACUUUGAUUGGAGAGGAUAAUAUUUCGGCGAAGAAUCCCUGGUUUCCAAGACAUGCCAGUGAUUUGGACAACUGCAAUCAUCUGAUGACUAAAUAUGAGCCUGAUUUGGAUAUGAACCAUCCUGGGUUUGCUGAUAAGGAGUACAGGGCACGUCGUAAAGAAAUCGCAGAGAUUGCUUUUGCCUACAAAUAUGGAGACCCCAUUCCCUACAUCCAGUACACGGAAACCGAGACGAAGACCUGGGGCUCCGUGUUCAACACCGUCCUUGAGCUGAUGCCAAAACACGCUUGCAGCGAGUACUGUCGCGUGUUUAAAAUGCUCCAGGAAGAGGACAUUUUUACGCCGGAUCGCAUUCCACAGCUGGAAGAAAUGUCGAACUUUUUGAAACGCCACACCGGUUUUUCGCUGCGUCCGGCCGCCGGCUUGCUCACAGCUCGUGAUUUCCUCGCUUCUCUCGCUUUCCGCAUCUUCCAGAGCACCCAAUACGUCCGACACAAGAACACCCCGUACCACACGCCCGAACCGGAUUGCAUCCACGAACUUUUGGGCCACAUGCCCCUGCUGGCAGACCCCAGCUUCGCUCAGUUCUCGCAAGAGAUUGGAUUGGCUUCUCUUGGCGCCUCCGAUGCUGAAAUUGAAAAAUUAUCAACGGUGUACUGGUUCACCGUCGAGUUCGGCCUCUGCAAAGAAAGCGGCGUGGUGAAAGCCUACGGCGCCGGCCUCCUCAGCGCCUACGGCGAGCUCCUGCACGCCCUCAGCGACAAGCCGGAGCUGCGGCCCUUCGAGCCGGCCGUCACCGCCGUGCAGCCCUACCAGGACCAGGAGUACCAGCCCAUCUACUUCGUCGCCGAGAGCUUCGACGACAUGAAGGACAAGUUCCGGCGAUGGGUGUCGGCCAUGUCGCGCCCCUUCGAAGUGAGAUUCAACCCGCACACCGGCCGCGUGGAGGUGCUCGACUCCGUGGAGAAGCUCGAAACGCUCGUCCACCAGCUCAACACCGAAGUCCUCCACCUGUCAAACGCUAUAAACAAAAUGAAAGCGCCGUCGUAUCAGUGA
Molecule: messenger RNA, 1599 nt
Organism: Tribolium castaneum (red flour beetle)
Lineage: Eukaryota; Metazoa; Arthropoda; Insecta; Coleoptera; Tenebrionidae
Gene: ple
Product: pale
Exons: 7
Coding region: 1-1599 (532 amino acids)
Biological process (GO): dopamine biosynthetic process from tyrosine
Cellular component (GO): axon; cytoplasm; perikaryon
Molecular function (GO): iron ion binding; tyrosine 3-monooxygenase activity
Source: RefSeq, marked provisional